AUGUUAUGUAUCGCGCCCGCUUUGCUAGUCUUAGUUCUUCAACUUGUUAUCAGCCCAUCCUACAGGAAAGGUGUCCUUGUGUUGUCCGUGUUCGCGGCUUUGGAUCUAUUCGAUGGAAUUGAAAUGCUGGAAAUUGUCCUGAUGCAAAACGAAAGGGAAGAUUUUAAUCUAGACGACACUGUUGAAAAAUCGAUCAUUGUCUUCGCAUGUUUAAGCUUUGUAGUCACUUCCCUUGGUUUAGCCAGGAAUAAAUUCGAUGGUGAUGACACUGUCGAAGAAAGGGGUAAUCCCAUAGCUGUUGGCUUUGGGUUAUUUGAGAUUUUGCUAACCAACGUGCCGUUUCUGGGCCUGCGAAUUUAUGUUUGGGACCAUUAUGGUUACGAAGCGUCGAUAUUCAUCGCGAAGAAUAUAGUUUCAUUGGUUGUUGGUUUGGUAGAGUUUGGUAUCGCUUGUAAAUGUUGCAUUUGUGAAUGA
This is a messenger RNA of Paramuricea clavata, 474 nucleotides long. Lineage: Eukaryota; Metazoa; Cnidaria; Anthozoa; Malacalcyonacea; Plexauridae. The record is from the annotation of a GenBank genome assembly.